Molecule: messenger RNA, 3499 nt
Organism: Oryctolagus cuniculus (rabbit)
Lineage: Eukaryota; Metazoa; Chordata; Mammalia; Lagomorpha; Leporidae
Source: RefSeq, a predicted model, not a curated record
UCGGCCACUCCCCGGCGGGCGGCGACCUGUGACCGGCGACCGGCGACCGGGACCGGCGAGCGGGGCCCAUGUCCGCCGCGCCGCCGCGCUCGCCCCCGACGCGGGCCCGCGGGAUGAAGGCGGACGACUCGUUCCUGGGCCGGCUGGGCACGCUGGGGAGGAAGAGGAAGGCCAGGGCGGUGAGUGACCUGCAGGAAGAAGGAAAAAAUGCCAUCAACUCGCCCAUGUCCGCCGCCCUGGACGUCCACCCCGAGGACACCCAGCUAGAGGAGAAUGAAGAGCGCACCAUGAUCGACCCCACGUCCAGAGAAGACCCCAGGUUCAAGGAGCUGAUCAAGGUCCUCCUGGACUGGAUCAACGACGUGCUGGUGGAGGAGCGGAUCAUCGUGAAGCAGCUGGAGGAGGACCUGUACGACGGGCAGGUGCUGCAGAAGCUGCUGGAGAAACUGGCCGACUGCAAGCUGAACGUGGCCGAGGUGACCCAGUCCGAAACGGGCCAGAAGCAGAAGCUGCGGACGGUUCUGGAAGCCGUGCAGGACCUGCUGCGGCCGCACGGCUGGGCGCUGCGCUGGAACGUGGACUCAAUCCACGGGAAGAACCUGGUGGCCAUCCUGCACCUGCUCGUGGCGCUGGCCAUGCACUUCCGGGCCCCCAUCCGCCUGCCCGAACACGUCUCCGUGCAGGUGGUGGUCGUGCGGAAGCGGGAAGGCCUGCUGCAUUCCAGCCACGUCACGGAGGAGCUGACCACGACCACAGAGAUGAUGAUGGGGCGCUUCGAACGCGACGCCUUCGACACGCUCUUCGACCACGCCCCGGACAAGCUCAGCGUGGUGAAGAAGUCUCUCAUCACCUUCGUGAACAAGCACCUGAACAAACUGAACCUGGAGGUGACAGAACUGGAGACCCAGUUUGCAGAUGGCGUGUACCUGGUCCUUCUCAUGGGGCUCCUCGAGGGCUACUUUGUCCCUCUCCACAACUUCCACCUGACGCCGGACAGCUUCGACCAGAAGGUGCACAAUGUGGCGUUCGCCUUCGAGCUGAUGCUGGACGCAGGGCUCAAGAAACCCAAGGCCCGUCCCGAAGAUGUGGUGAACUUGGACCUGAAGUCCACCCUGAGGGUCCUGUACAACCUCUUCACCAAGUACAAGAACGUGGAGUGAGGGGCGCCGGCGGCCGCCCCCACCCAGCCCCGUCCCGCCCAGGCUCCUCAGCCCCUUCGCCUGAAUUACAUCAGCGCUGUGUUAGAGGCCCUGCUGAGAUCCGAGGACGAGCAAGCCCCCUGCGUCCCACCCUGCCACCCUGCGUCCCACCCUGCCACCCUGCGUCCCACCCCGCCGCCCUGCGUCCCACCCCGCGGCCCUGCGUCCCACCCCGCCGCCCUGCGUCCCACCCCGCCGCCCUGCGUCCCACCCCGCGGCCCUGCGUCCCACCCCGCCGCCCUGCGUCCCACCCCGCGGCCCUGCGUCCCACCCCGCGGCCCUGCGUCCCACCCCGCCGCCCUGCGUCCCACCCCGCCGCCCUGCGUCUCCCGGGCUGGGCUCCCCUGGGGGGCAAGGCCGUUCCAGUGCAGUCACGCUGUGCACCUGCAGCCCCACAGGUGACGUGUGUGUCCGCCUGUGGCCCCGGCCCCUCCUGGCACCUCGCUGCUGUAUCACGUGGGGCCUCUGCACACGCACCGGGCCCGGGGCCCAGCCGCCGGCUCCCUCCCUGUGCGCGGUGCGCUGGGGCGGCCUUGGGCUGCUUCUCUGGACCUGGCUCUGGAGUGCACCUGCCGACAGAACCUUCCCGGCUCCUGAGUGGGACUGGGUGCGGCGGGGGACUUGGGAAGAGGGGGUCGUGUGGGUUCCCCGAGGGCCGUGGGUGGCCACGUCUACCAGGAAGUCCGAGGUGGAGGAGUGGGUGCCACUCCUCCCCGCGUGCUGUGCCGGGGCCUGGUCUCUCCUGAGAACCCCGGGCGUGCCCGGUGUGACUCCCCCGCCUGACCUCAUCCUGGUUGUCAGGGCCAGGACCGCAGCCUGGGGAGUUGGGGGGGACCCACGAGGCGGGUGGGCAGCCGGACACGAAGCGUUCGCAUCUUUCUCCCUAGACCCCCAGCAGCCUCUCUGUCAAAGACGCUGGGGCUCGUUUGCCCUGGCUGCCCUGGCUCUGAGGAGGAUCAAGGAUUGCAUCGGCUGCGUGUGCUGGGCCGGCCCCUGGGGCCCCCUUGGCCUUGCUCACCGCCGGCCCCUCCCCCCGCCACAGCCCGGUGCUGGCUAACGUUACGUCGGAUGCCAACACGGAGUUGCAGAGAACACUUGAAUAUGCUCCUUCAGCCCUGUGCUGUUGCCAGGCUGGGGAUGGGUUCAAAAUAGCCUUUUUGACGGAGGUGGCUUUGCCAGCAGGGGCGAGAAAUAAUUAAAACGGUAUUACGGCGGCUCCCGCGGGACGCUGUGACAUUAAAGAGCCACGGUGACAAAAUAUCCGCGGCUCGAACUGCCUGUGCCGUCUGUGCCGCACGCGCACAGACACAGCAACCUGGAGCCGGGCCAGCUCAAGGCCCUGCCUUGCUCACCCCAAGGGUGUGGGGACAGGGACGGGCCUUGGUGUCCGGCUGCGGCGGGCAGCUCCAGCCCGUCCUGUGCCCGCCCGCUCCUGGGUGGGGGGGUGUAGCCUUCCUGGCAGCCCCGGCCUCUCGCCCGCAUCCUGCCCAUCUGUGCUUCGAGGGCUGAGGCGGUGGGGAAGGGAGAUGGGCACGGAUAUGAUCUCUCAUCCAAGUGGCUCCCAGGAGGGCCCCCUCGGGGCUCCCUCACCUCGGAGCUCUGCCUGCACCUCCAGUUCCAGCCGGAGCCCAUGGUGUGGCCGGGGCCGGGCGGAGGCGAGACUCAGGGCCAGCUCUGCUUUGCCCACCCUGAGCAGUGCCAGGGUUCCUACUGGCUCACUCCCCAGAUGGCUGCAACAGCCAGAGCUGAGCCGGGCUGAAGCCAGGGUCUCCCACGUGGGUGGCAGGGCCCCAGGCACUUGGACCGUCUUCUACCACCUUCCCAUGCACAUAAGCAGGGAGCUGGAACGGGGCAGGGCAGCCGGGGCUUGAACCUGCGCUGUGACUGGGGGGCCAGCAUCGCGGGCGGCGGCUUAGCCCUCCCGUGGUUCCUGAUUCGCGGAGGUCCUGGUCCCCUGGCGCCACGUUCUCGGGGGGCUGUUUUUCUCUGACCUGAGGCUGGCUGAAAGCCUCGGGGGUCGGGCAGUGGCGGGGUUCCGCUCGGUCCCUGAGCCAGGGUGCCCACUGGCGUGGAGCUGCCUGCAGCCCUGGAGCCCCCGUGACAACUGGCCAGCGUUAUGCAAGCGCCGAGCGGGGCCCCGCUGUGCCCUCCUUGGCUGCAGCACAGAGCUGUUUUAUUUUUAAGCAACCGAAUCCUCCCCCCAACACCCCCGAGGGCCAGUGUUUUAUUGUCUUUUUAAUUGUUUAAAGCCACGCUCACUUUGGAUUUCUGGAUAUUAAAUAAAAGCCUCUGAAACCUUG